CGAGCAGUGACCGCGACAUCCAAACGCUCGCGAUGGCCCUGAAGCGCAUCAAGAAGGAGCUGGAGGACAUCAGCCGGGACCCACCGGCCAACUGUUCGGCGGGCCCCGUCGACCAUGCGGACCUGUUCAACUGGCAGGCUACCAUCAUGGGCCCGACAGAGAGUCCCUUCGAAGGGGGAGUGUUCAGGCUGAACAUCGUCUUCCCCAAGGACUACCCGUUCAAGCCGCCCAAGGUGAGCUUCGUGACCAAAAUAUACCACCCGAACAUCAGCACGCACGGCGACAUCUGCCUGGACAUCCUCAAGUCGCAGUGGUCGCCGGCCCUGUCCAUCGCCAAGGUGCUGCUGUCAAUCUGCGUGCUCAUGUGCGACCCGAACCCGGACGACCCGCUGAUGCCUCGCGUGGCGUCCGUCUACAAGAACAACCGCAGCCUGUACGAGGCGACCGCUAGGGAGUGGACGAGGACGUACGCCAUGGAGUAGGGAU
Molecule: messenger RNA, 486 nt
Organism: Rhipicephalus sanguineus (brown dog tick)
Lineage: Eukaryota; Metazoa; Arthropoda; Arachnida; Ixodida; Ixodidae
Product: ubiquitin-conjugating enzyme E2 2
Exons: 2
Coding region: 33-482 (149 amino acids)
Biological process (GO): protein polyubiquitination; ubiquitin-dependent protein catabolic process
Cellular component (GO): nucleus
Molecular function (GO): ubiquitin conjugating enzyme activity
Source: RefSeq, a predicted model, not a curated record